This is a messenger RNA of Dichomitus squalens LYAD-421 SS1, 279 nucleotides long. RefSeq lists its product as uncharacterized. The record is from RefSeq and is a predicted model, not a curated record. The transcript has 2 exons. The annotation marks the transcript as partial. Lineage: Eukaryota; Fungi; Basidiomycota; Agaricomycetes; Polyporales; Polyporaceae.
UCGUGCUCAGCCGAGCAUAGUGCCUUGCUCAAGGCCAAUCAACGUCGCGAGGGGUAUCUCGCAUCUGGUCUGGGUGCGGUUCUAUGCGCCCGACAUGGCUUGGUCCGAAAAAAUGGGGCGGGUGAUCUGCAGCUGGGCGAGGGAUAUGCAAAUAUGGAUUACCUUUAUUUCUCAACGCUCCUUGGUGUCAUAUUGGUAAUUCUAAUCUCAUAUGACAUUGUUUGCCAGUGGUACAAGAACUUGUUUUCCCGCAUAAUUGAAGACUUCCCAGAAGACAUG